CAAAUUUUAAAAAUAAUUAUCUGUUUGUUUGUGCAAAAUUGUUAUUUUAUUUAUCAAAAAUGAAAGAGAAUCAAAACCAAUAUCAAAACUAUAUUUUUUAAAAUGUUCAAUCUUGAGAUAUAAAAAGAAAUAAAUAGAUAAAUAGCCUCCCACGAGUCCCACGGAUGUGACAGCUGAUAGGUUGACGCGUACGUACAGCUCGGGAGCUUAACGCCCCAAGUAGCUCCGGGCGUCACACUCCCAUACUGGAAAGCGGCUCAGGUAAAUUAGUGACAACAGUGACAGCUUACCUCGCCCUCACUGCAUCGCCGUAUUUUUAUGAACGCGCUCCAGCAGAAUGUCCCUAACCUAACAAACAAAUCUUUUGUUUGGUUUUAGGUUUGUUUUGUUACUUGAUUUUCUUGCUAGUUCUGUUUCUGUUACUUAUUUUCCUUCUAGUUCUGUUACGUUACGUUACAUGAAAUUGAUAGUUAUAUUUCUCAUCAUGCACUAGUGUUUGUUCUAUGCUAUCUAUUGAAUAUGUGAACAUUAUGGAAAACUUUCUGUGAAAAAGCUAAAAACAUGGCGAAACGUAAGCUAUUUUCAAUUUGCGAAAAAGAAAAUAACACCAAUACAGGACGAGUUAUAUGGAAUUUAUCUACUGAAGAAUCUAGUGUGGAUACAAGUAGCAGUGAAUAUUUGCACGAAAAGGGCACACAGUUAUCUCCGAGUCUAUCGCCAAUCAUUUUUGUCAGAACAAAAAAACAUUCAUGUUAUAAUUCAACAGAUGAUAUAGUUGAUUAUGGCUUUGAAUCGCCACUUAUAAAGAUAAGAUCCAUCGACUUAUGUAGUAUUUCACCUGAGUUAACUCAACAAAUUGUUUUACCUGGCCAAAGAACACCAGAAAAAUCUGAUUCACCUCCAAAUCUUCCGAUUUCACCUAUCAUUCAAAGAGGUAAUUUUAGACUGAAGAAAAAAAGAAGAACAAGACCUGAAUUAGAAGAAUUAUCACCAGAAUUAUUUGUUAAACGGCCAGGAUUUGUAGAAAAUGAUUCUGUAAGCACUCAUCAAGUGUCAGUUAUUGAAUCUGUUGAAGGAACAUUUGAAUCUCCCAUUGAAAAAGACAAAAAUUUUCAAGAAAGCAGUGGUCAAUAUUCAUUCAUCAAUUCGUAUCAUCAACCUCCAAAGAGGAAGAAAACAUACAAAAAAGGAGGACUCGCGGACCGAUUACAAAAAAUUAUAAAAUUUAAAAAAUCAAGAGUGAAAAUAUGGCAUCACGAAAAAUAUAAAGACAUAGAUAGUCCUUUGGAUAAUGCUGAGGAGAUUGUGCAGUUCAAAUAUAGAAAAACUUGGACUGAAUAUGGAGUUGUGCUUAUGGAAUGUGAUGUAUGUAAAGUAGGAAAUAAUGAAGAAGAUGAGCCUUGUAUAUUGAAUUUAGGAGUCAAUCAAAUACUCAAUUUGAAAUUUAAUGAUGUGGAUAUUUAUGAGCUGUAUCCUCCAUAUAGGAAAGAUAUUAUAAGUCAUAAGGGUAUACAACCAUUGUAUUUGGAAAACGUAUUAUGUAGUAUUAUGGAAUGUUUUGUUUGGUUAAGGAAAUUACUGAAAAAUAUUUGGAUAUCAAUAUGUUACUGAACUUGUGUAUACCCACAACUUGCUGUAGCCAAUAUUUGUGUUCUUUGCAAUGAAGUAGUAAGAAGGUUGGAAUAGCCCUUUGCCUAUCUACUCAAUACCUAUAUUUACGGCCAACAUUAAAGUGAGAGAUCAGUGAGAUUUUCCUGCCCUUACUAGCGCUAUCUCACUCAGGGUUAGAGUGGGAAAUCCAAUAGAUUUUUUGCCCUUACUAGCUCUAUUUUAUUUUGGAAUCAAUUGAAUGACGCAAAGCCCAUUCCAAACCUUCUUUCAACUUCAUUGGUUCUUUGUGAUAUUUGAAUUAAAUUAAGUAAAUAAUUCUAAAAACAC
Ceutorhynchus assimilis (cabbage seed weevil) is the source of this 1938-nucleotide messenger RNA. The record is from the annotation of a GenBank genome assembly. NCBI's taxonomy places the organism in Eukaryota, Metazoa, Arthropoda, Insecta, Coleoptera, Curculionidae.